ACCACCGCCGCCCACCACUACCACCGCCCACCACCGCCGCCCACCACUACCACCGCCCACCACCCACCACCACCGCCGCCCACCAGUGCCCAGUCAGCGAUGGACUCCGAAGCAGUUGUCAAGGAAGUGUUUUCUCUCUACGAAACGUAUGGCGACGUCGACUACAUCGGAGAGGCGGUGACGCAGAGGCAACACGCCCUCCAAGCCGCUCGCUUCGCAGAGGAGGAGGAGUUCCCCGCGGAGAUCAUCCUCGGCGCCCUCCUGCAUGACGUAGGCCAUCUGGCGGGCAUGCGAGACGGAAGCGAGCGCAUGACCACGAAUGACGUAACACUCGGGGCGGCUAACCAUGACGUCAUAGGUGCUGAGUACCUGGCCCGCCUCGGCUUCCCUCCUGCAGUCACGGCCUUCGUCAGGUACCACGUACAGGCCAAGAGGUUCCUGGUGGCUACUGACGCCGGGUAUUAUGAGACCCUCACGGAAGCGAGCAGGAUGACCCUCGAUCAUCAAGGAGGACCGAUGACGGAGGAGGAGGCGAGGACUUUCGCCCAGGACCCGCAGUUCGACGUCAUUUUGAGGAUGAGGAGGUGGGACGAGAGAGCCAAAGACCCCGAGGCUGUGACGCCGCCCUUGGAACACUACAAAGACAUGUGUUUGAGGUUUCUGCAGGAGAGCGAGGCGGCGGCGGCGGCGGCAGGGGAGGCGGGAAAGAAGAUUUAAAAUAUUCGGAAAACGCGUCGAAAGAAAAGGCUCCGUUUUCUGUUUCUUCUUGUUUUUCUUUUAAUUUUUUCGUAUCCGUCAUAUAUUUUUCUGUUUUUUGUUGUUGUUGUUGUCUUUUUGGUUUGACUGAUUAAAGCGUUUAGCUAGAAACGGUAAAUUAAAAUGUUUGGAUUAAU
Messenger RNA from Penaeus chinensis, 893 nucleotides. RefSeq names its product 2-amino-1-hydroxyethylphosphonate dioxygenase (glycine-forming)-like. The record is from RefSeq and is a predicted model, not a curated record. NCBI's taxonomy places the organism in Eukaryota, Metazoa, Arthropoda, Malacostraca, Decapoda, Penaeidae.